GCGGGAACAUAAUGUUUGGUGAAAGCGCGGAAAUAAUACAGAGAAUCGGGUCUUCUCGUUCUGUGGAACCGGGACGAAGAUUCAGAAACAGCCGGUUCCGGCACCGAAUCAAAAACCUUGUUGCCCUCCUUCGUCUGUUACGGCAGCUUCCAGUGUAAUCGUCUCUGUUGUUGAAUGAUGCCGGGACGAGGGGUUGCUGAUGAUGAUUCAGGUGUAGUCAAACUUAAUUUGUGUCGCAGACUCAUCAAGGACCAUAGAGUAUCAUCAUAUUAUUAUGGUAGAAAUGAAAUUGAAGAUAAUGUUUCAACUUAUCGGUGGAAAUUUAAUGCGGAGAAGGCAACAAAAGCACUUAUUUUUGCAACCAUUGUCAAUGAGCUGCCUCCAAGGUGUGUAGUGGAGAGCCAACAGUUCAGGUCUUUAGUGUCAUCAGCCUGUCCUACUUUUCGGGUUCCAUCAAAAUCACUUCUGCAGGAGGAAUGCCGUCAACUGUUUGAGGAGGAGAAAGCGAAGUUGAAGACAUUGUUGUGGAACCGGAUGGGUUAGCAUCUCUUUAGGCACUUGGAUGUCAAGACAAGGGAUUGUUUAUAUGUGUAUGAAAGCAAAUUUCAUAGAUGUUGAUAGGGUGUGUGGGAAAGUGUUGGAGAUUUUUGAAAUUUCUGAUCAAGGCAACCAGGAGAUAGAAAAGGUUAUUGAGAAAUGCUAAUCUGAUUUGGGGAUUGAUAGGAUUUUUGCUCUUACUGUUGAUCAUUUGUGUGCAAAUGAUCUUGCCAUUCGCAGCUUGAGAAAAAGGUUAUCUUGUUCAGAGAAGACGUUGCUUGGUGGUAAGUUUUUCCAUCUAAGUUGCAUUGAUGGCCUGAUAAAUCUUAUUGCAUUCGAUGGCUUACGUGAAUUUGCUGAUUCAGUUUCUCGUGUGCGUUCAGCUGUUCAAUACAUUAGGCUUUCUCCUGACAGAUUGAAAAAGUUUCAAGAGUGUGUUGAAUUAGAGAAACUAGAGUUGAAGAGAGGUUUGUGCUCAGAUGUUCGAACCAAUUGGAUUUCAACCUAUGUUAUGUUGGAUGCUGCUCAAAAGCUCAAGAAAGCUUUUGAUAGGUUGCAGGGUAUGCAUCCUCAAUGCAGAAAUGAACUCGGUGUGAAGAAUGGGAUGCCUAAUGAGGACGAUUGGUGUAAAGUCAGGUGGCUCAUCAAGCUGUUGUGGCGCUUGCAUAUGUUAGCAUUGCAUAUCUCUUGCUGUUUUCAUGCCACUACAAACGUGAUCUUCUUAAGGAUAUUACAUAUCCACGCAUUCUUGGCUAAUGCAGGGAAAUGUAAAGAUGAUGUGAAUAAUAUAAGUUCAGUCGCAAGGAGAAUGGAGGAAAAAUUUCAGAAUUAUUGGGAAAAGUAUGAAGAAUGGCGUUGGUUUUGUACCUUGCGCUAAUCUUUGUUCCCCGGUACAAGUUGAGUUGUAUGAAGUUGAUUCCUCAAGAAUCAAAUUUAUUCACAACAGAUAUGAAAAGAAUCAUUCGUGAUUGUGCUUACCCUCUGUUUGAUGAAUAUGAUAAGUUAAAUCGACCUGAUAUAUUGACAUCUAUCUCGGAGGAGAUCCAAAUCAAAGAAGGUGAAUCUUGUGACUAUGAUAGUUUUGAGGAGUUUGAGAAGCAGUGGAUUGAAGAGAAACGGUAGACUGCUAAUGCUGAUGGUAGAUCAGAGUUAGAAAGAUAUCUGAAUGAGCCUGUUGUUGAAACCAGUCCUUAUUUUGAUCUUUUAGGUUGGUGGUGAAGCGAAGGGGAUAGAUUCCCUGUUGUAUCAAGUAUGGCUCUUAAUCUGUUGGCAAUUCCUGCUUCGACAAAAGCUGCUUUGGGUUCCAUUUGUGGUUUCACUCAUACAAAGAAGUUUCAUGAUAAGGUUUAUUUUAUUUCCAAGCAGAACUGGGUUGAUCAGCCAAAACCUUUCUGCCCUGUACAAGAUUUACAUGAACAAUCAGAGAAAGGUAUACAUGGUCCAUUUGCUUCUUACAAACUUACAACAGUCAUCUCCAAUCUCCAUGCUUAUCUUUGAUAGUUGGUAAAGGAAAAAAGGAUUCAUGCAUUUUUUGCCUUGAUUGUAUCAAGAUACUUAUUUCACCUCAUCUACGCAUUUUCAGGUGUGUGAUCAGCUAGCCAUGAGUGGAACUGGAGGUUUUUUUUGGCUUUAGUGAUUCAAUCUUUGGAGCCUUUCUUACCUGCAUCCGAGAUCAACUGAAACUGACUCUAGUCUGGAGUUUUAUGCAGAGAUAACUGUAAUUUGGUCGAAUAUAUAGACUACUGGACUUUGAUGUUUCGAUAUGUUGAGAUUUUGAAUUCUUUACCUUCGUGUAAAUUCUCUUCCUGUUUUUGUUUCUGAUUAUUAAAUUGUUUGGGCUCCAAUUUAAUGCACUAUUUCCUGUAUCUCUCCUUAAUUGAGGGAAAAAGUUAAUUUCAUUCAUAGGUACUGGAAAUCGUCCAUUAACAUUGCUAGAUAGAAUCUUUAAGAGUGUGGAAUUGGAGACCCUGGAAUGGAAGAGAGGGUUGUGUACCGAUGUUUCCAAUGGAUCUCAACCUAUUUGAUGUUAGACGCUCCUCACAGGUCCGAGAAAGCAUUUGAGAGGUUUUGUGUAUCCGCAUUCUCAGUGCAGAACUGAGCCUCCUGAGGAUAGUGUGAUGCCUAAUGAGGAGGAAUGAUCGUAAAGUCAGGUGGCUUAUCAGGCUAUUGUGGCCUUGUGGGUAUUGCAUGAGUUAGCAUAGCAUAUGACCUGUUGGUCUCAUGUCACAGUAAAUAAAACGCUCUUAUAUUCUAAGCAUUCGUUUGUAACUUUGCUGAUCCAGAGGAUUGUGACGAUGUGGAUACAAGUCCAACCAGAGACUUCAUUGCCGCAUGAACGACUAAAG
Molecule: messenger RNA, 2882 nt
Organism: Oldenlandia corymbosa var. corymbosa
Lineage: Eukaryota; Viridiplantae; Streptophyta; Magnoliopsida; Gentianales; Rubiaceae
Source: the annotation of a GenBank genome assembly